Plasmodium malariae is the source of this 393-nucleotide messenger RNA. RefSeq names its product conserved Plasmodium protein, unknown function. NCBI's taxonomy places the organism in Eukaryota, Apicomplexa, Aconoidasida, Haemosporida, Plasmodiidae. The transcript is spliced from 4 exons. The coding region runs from base 1 to 393 and encodes 130 amino acids. The record is from RefSeq and is a predicted model, not a curated record.
AUGACAAAAUUAGCGACAGCAAUAUUAUAUUCUACUUAUGGAAGAAAUUUAGGAAAUUUUUUAUUUAACACAUUUUUAUUUUUUGCCAGUUAUCUAAAUUUGGUUUGUCUUAUGUUGAAAAAGAUAUCUUGGCUGUUCAACGUUACGGGCUACAGAGAAUUGUAUAGCUUAUAUAAUAUCAAACACAAAUGUAUGAAAGAAUUUGCUAAAGAAAAAAAGAAUAUACAACUUUUAAAUAUUGCCAGUAUACAUGAUUUGGAUAUUUUAAAUAAUUCUAUACGUGGAACGGAAACCGAAAUUAACGAACGACUCUCAACAGAUAUUGAGGAUUUUUAUAAUGACGAAUAUAACUUUGAUUUCAUUGAUAUGGUUCAAGAUGACUUUGAUGAAUAA